UAUGAUACGUUGAACUGAGCUUAAGAUACCCUUCAUAAACAUGAAACUGGGGAGGGGACAUUCUCUGUGCACAUGACUAAUCAAUGGAAUAAUUUAAAAGUAGCAUAGUCAUUGGGAAAACUUUCACUCCAAGGCAUUACAAACAAAAGUGCAAACUUUGCUUGAUUUCACUGUUUCGUAAUUGGAGAAGAAACUUACGAAAAAAGAAAACGAAACUAAAUGGAGAAAGUCGACUCGACCUCCUGCAUGGCAUUUCAUUAUCAGUGGGCCGGAGAUUUAGACAGCAGUGCAGUAUUGACUCAGCCUGGCAAGGACAACUGGAAAAACAAGAUAUUAUCUUGUUGACUAAGCUAAUUCGUACAAAGACUGGGGACAGUCUUUACAAUCAGAUUGGAGAAGAGCAGGCAACAGUGCAAAUCCCACCAUCAGCAAUCUUGAAACUUCAAGAUCAAUGCAAUUCUGGACAGACAAUUGAUGAGAUCAGGAAGAUAUUGCCACCUGGAUAUCUUGCAACCAAAAGAAAGGUUGCUGAGCUAAAGACCAAAUACAAAUUAGAAUUUGAGGCUAUAAUGCAACCACAAAGAACAGCAACUGGUUAUCGCAUUGAGCCAGCCCGUUUGGUCGAAUGUCUGCAUUACCUUUACUAUUGGCUUCCUAAAGAACAGUGGUGGCACCUUUAUGGUGAUGGCAGAAAGUAUGGCAAGAAGGACACUGUUUUGAUGGCUAUUAGCAAUGUAAACAAUGAGCAGAAGUUAAAUGGAAUAAAAUUCCAAAGCCCGAAAGAAAUGUGGCCUAUUCAUAUUUUUCAUCACAAGGACAGCCGUCGAAACCUUGAGCUUAACAUUGGAGAUGGUCAUGGUGGACCAGGAUACUUAAAUGAAUGGAUUAAAGACAGUCAGAACCUGGGCCACCAGGUGUUCCUUGGUGCAGACUCUAAGUUCUUGGAUGCUGUUGCUGAUCCAGAGCUCAGCCCACUCUCCCAAGACAAGUGGAACCUAUGGAUGCAAUGCUCAGCAUCAGAAAAGGGAAAAGUAGAUCCAUCCACAGGACUAAGAACAGACCUCAACCUUUCAUUUGACCGUCCUCUUCCCAAGUCGCUGCUUCCUGCUCUUACUGGUGAUCAUAUCCUUAUGUGUAUUGACCAUGGCUUCACCAGAGUUGCAGAAAAUCUAAUAAUGAAGGUUGUCCGGACAUGUCUUGAUCUGGAGUCAAGGUUGGUGUAUUAG
This is a messenger RNA of Pocillopora verrucosa, 1226 nucleotides long. The record is from RefSeq and is a predicted model, not a curated record. Lineage: Eukaryota; Metazoa; Cnidaria; Anthozoa; Scleractinia; Pocilloporidae.